AUGCUUUCACAGGAAUACAAUAUGGACGGACAGACAAAACCCACAUCAGCAAGAUCGUCAAAAAUUGAUCCCAGUUUCAAAUCCAAACGAUACAGAGACAAACUUCGGACAGAAAUAAAAGGUUUAGAAGGAUUAAUACCAAUAGACAGAUCAUCAUUACACAGGAAACUUGACAGUCAGACAGUCUUCAGACUUAUCAUUUCCUUCUUCAGAUUAAAGAUGUUCUUUAAAAGUAAGUACAUUUUUUUAUCACUUUUAAUAAUAAAAAAUCCCUCUGCCAGGAAAUAUUACAAUAUUUUUCAGUGUUUGGAUGGUUUUCUGUUGGCAGCCUUUGCAGAUGGUACUAUAGUUUACUCUACAGAUAACGUAUUACAAUAUUUAGGUUUUAACCAGGUGGACCUGAUGCAUCGUUGUUUGUAUGGAUUAGUUCACCCAGAAGACCACCAAGACUUGAAGAAUAUCUUAGAGAAUAGUUACAUAAAGGAUGUGACAAAGGUAAGAUUAGUCGAAUGUGACAAAGUAUCAUUUAUAUGUCGAAUGAAAUGUUUCAAUGGAACAUCUGCUGGCUAUCUGAAAAUUCAUUGCUCGGGCUCCAUCCAAAGACCUAAUGACAGUAACCAAUCGAAGUCUAGCCCAGACGUUGUUUUACUUUAUUGCCAACCUUUCAUGCUGACCGGAAGUGAUAUUGUUGAGGAUUUUAAACAGAAUGUUUUCUGGAGUAAACAUGAUAUGGGACUUACAAUUAAGGAGUUUGAUAAAAAGUCAGAAGAAAUGAUUGGGUACAUGGAUGAUGAUCUGAAAGAAAAGUCAUUUUAUCAGUUUGUACAUCCAGAGGAUUUAGCUACAUUUGCAGCUUGUCACAAAACAUUAACUGAAAGCACAGAGGUACAAACUAUGUAUUUUCGAAUGGAAUCUAAGGAAGGAAGUUGGGUGUGGCUUCAUUCACGCGGGAAAGUCAUUUGUAAAAAUUCCAAGAAGUUUUCUAUUGUGUUUACACAUUGUCCUGUAAGGGAAGAAGACAGUACAUUUCUUCAACAGGAAUCAGCAUUACGUCAACGUUAUGCUAUGAACGAUCUACUUUAUUUCAUUCAGUUUGGCAGUCCAUAUGCUCCUUGUUCUGGUGAGUCUGAUGACACCUUCCAUGAAGAUCAACAGGGCACUUCAAAAAUAGGAUCGUUCUGUACUCCUCAUAUGGGUUUCACUGAAGAUCUGUCCAUGACAUUUUACAAUUCACUUGAUCCGUGUCCGUCAAGCUGGCAUUCUCUAACGGAUCGUCACUCGCCUGUGUUGCCGUCUACACAUGUCGCUCACAAGAUUACCCAAAGAGAAAAACAGAUACAGUUUCAAGAGUUCAAACGUCGUCAACAGAUGUUCAAUCAACCAGUUUUACAAGAUUAUGCAUGCAGUUCACCGAAUUAUCAGUAUCAUCCAACCCCAGUUAACCCGCCAUUUUAUACUUAUGACCAAGUUUCUCCCGAAACGAUACCCGAGUGUAUAAAUGGAGUGACAAUUAAAACAGAACACGUCGGAGAUUAUACCCGGAACUGCUCAAAUCCUAUAUGGGCAGAUCAGAGAAAUUCUCAAGUUGGGAAUAUGUAUACAAAUAUUAGUCCACCGUCCUAUCAUUCUGCCACGCUCAUGAAUAAUUAUGGUUACUGUCAGAAUGACUCGCCCCCUGUCUAUCAAAAGCACUACCCCGGAACACAUUUACAGUAUGAUAGGUACCAGCCACAGAGAGUUUUUCAUGCAUCUUCCAAUUAUUAUCCACAGGAGGUAACAUUUCCAGUCGGUCCGUGGAUUAAACCAGAAAUUACACGUUGCAAUGAUCAAAAUAUAACACGUGUAGAUGUUAAACGACCGUCUGCUAGUAUCAAAGUAUCCAUGAAUUGUGAUUAUAGUGGCUUAGUCCAAGACCAAGGAUCUAAGUACACAUGCACUGACUUCUGCCACAACAGGCCAUCUGUAACAAAUACUGGUCUCACGAAUAAUGUUGUUCAUUAUGAUAUAGAGGCUUCUGUUCAUAUGAAAAUUGUAGAGAAUACAUGUCGAGACACUUCAUGUGCUAGAAUCCAAACCAAAAAAUCUGACGUUGAUCUCCCGUCAAUAGGAAGUAUAUUUGAAUUUUUAAACGAUGGACAGAUUUGAUUUAUAAUCUAACUUAAAUGCAAAUAAUAAAAUGUCAAUAAUUUAAACUUCGUUUAGUGUAGUUAUUGUAUGCGAAGUGCUUUUCUUGAAUAACCUAAACAAAAUACAUUGUACACCUAUAUAUAUGUAGCUUAACCUUUGAAAACUAAUAAGCAUCUGGAAUUGUAACACAAGCUAAACUUAAAAGAUCACAUUGACCCCAAGAAGUUUGGGUCUUAUUGACAGCAAAAUUACAAAAUAUAUAACCAUGAUAUAUACCGAACUGUGAAUAUUUCAUAAAAUUUCUAAUAAAUCGUGUCAGUGCCGACCCAGCGAUCGUAAACUGCGCCCCAGCAGUGGUAUAGCAACUCA
Mytilus californianus (California mussel) is the source of this 2496-nucleotide messenger RNA. Its product is annotated as hypoxia-inducible factor 1-alpha-like. The transcript has 11 exons. Gene Ontology annotation, molecular function: protein binding; RNA polymerase II transcription regulatory region sequence-specific DNA binding; DNA-binding transcription factor activity, RNA polymerase II-specific. The record is from RefSeq and is a predicted model, not a curated record. Bases 1 to 2145 code for a protein of 714 amino acids. Gene Ontology annotation, biological process: regulation of transcription by RNA polymerase II. Lineage: Eukaryota; Metazoa; Mollusca; Bivalvia; Mytilida; Mytilidae.